AUGGAAGAGACGAAGGUAGUGACAGUGAAAGCAAUGGAAGCAACUCCGUUAUCUUUCAAAGACUACGGCCAGGUCAUCGAGGCUUCGCCAGACGGCCAAGAAUUUGGUCCACACGACGCUCAACUCGACCUUACCCACGGAACUCCCAGGUUCUACAUUAUGCAUCUUGAGAAUCGCCCGCUCAAGUUUUCUAGUAUUACACAUCACUCAAACGUGACUCAGUGCCUGGGGUCUGUUGGUGGGCAUGCUUGGUAUCUUGGAGUGGCGAAGUCGUCCAUUGUUGAUUCAAAUGAACUAAAGGAUGACACAGGCAAGAAGAUUGUGCAGUCCCGUUGCGGUCAUUCAUACGUGCCUCCUGACAUUGAUGAUGUCCAAGUUUUCAAGGUUGCAGGUUCCAAAUUUCUUAAGCUUAACCGGGGAACGUGGCAUGCUGGCCCUCUAUUUAAGGCAGAUGCAAUGGACUUUUACAAUCUAGAGUUGAGCAAUACAAACGUGAUUGAUCAUACCCAACACAACUUUAAGAAGGACAAUGGAGUGGUCUUUUUAGUUGACGAGUAACUUCAGAGUUUUAUCUAGUUUCCAGCAUUUCAACUAUUUCUGUAUAUUGUUUAUCAAUAAAUGACAAAUGUCAUUCAUAUAAUUUCUGGGAAGUUCAGCGUUC
Messenger RNA from Vigna angularis (adzuki bean), 661 nucleotides. RefSeq lists its product as uncharacterized. Gene Ontology annotation, molecular function: ureidoglycolate hydrolase activity. NCBI's taxonomy places the organism in Eukaryota, Viridiplantae, Streptophyta, Magnoliopsida, Fabales, Fabaceae. The coding region runs from base 1 to 558 and encodes 185 amino acids. The record is from RefSeq and is a predicted model, not a curated record. The transcript has 3 exons.